GGUAAGACUGAGUAGCUGACAGCUUUUCUGAGAAGAGACCAUUUUGCGUUAGAGGAAGCAGUAUCUCUCUUGGAUGUCCUAACACCGUGGUUCUGAAUUUGAAAAAGGAAGACUUAAACAGAGGAAACUGUUUAGGCGAGGAAUUACUGGGGACACUGGAGCUGGUCACACACAGGGAAUAGAUGGCUGUUUCAUCGAUAGUUCUGUUAUGAACGCUCUCUAACUGCCUGACAGAGAGAACUUAAAAUGGAUUUGCGAAACAUACCCUACCGUUCGGACGUGGUUACGUGGAACCCAGAUGACUUAGCAGAAUAUUUUAGAACCUUAAAGUAUAAGGACUGUGAGAAAGUGGUGAGAAAGCACAGCAUAAAUGGACAAAGGUUUUUGAACAUGUCUGAAAAUGAUAUCCAGAAAUUUCCCAAACUCAGAGUGCCAAUUGUAAGUAAAUUAAGUCAAGAAAUAAACAGAAAUGAAGGGAGGCUAUCUUUUCUGCCAAAAUGGGCCCAAACACAAAAAAGUCCAGAAAAUCCUGGAUACAAUCAAGAUGAUGACAGCUGGUCCUCAUUUGAUGACGAUGAUGACUAUGAAAGCCCCGAUGAUGACCAGGAAAAGGAAGAUGAGGCUGACUAUGAAUCACCAACAGAAGAACCUGAGGAAGCAGAACAUGACAGUGAUGGCUAUGAGCCACCGCCAUCCAAUAACGAUGAAGCACACCACAAUGUCAUAUUUCCUGCCAAGUCACUUGCAAACAACACAGAUUAUAUAGACAGGCCUCCAACAUCCAGAUCAUCACAGCAGCCUCCAGUACCGCCCCAGCGACCUGGCCCAUCCCCAGUACCAUCUGCAUUUGGGGGAAGAGGUGCUUCUCUGCCAGCUUUUCCUUCCCUACCAAGCAACAACGACUUGGAUAGAGACAGAAAUACCAAGCCUUUGAAACCCCCAGCUCCUUCUAUAGACAGAAGCAAAAAACCCACACUGGAUCGCCUUGCUCCACCAUUUGAAAGAGAAAGCCCAAUAACAGGGAGGAAGCCAAGCUUGCCUGAAAAGCCUUUGACUGCACAGCUAAGAUCCCUGGGGGAGCAACUCGCAAUGAUGCCAAAACCUCCUGUCCCAUCAAGCGACAGAUACGAAAGAGGCAUUCCACCUCCUCUAAGGAAGCAAACCCCUGUAAAGCCGGGUUGGACACCACACAAAAAAAAUGAGGAAGAAGAAGACAUCACACCCCAAAGACCAGUGCCACAGCUAUCUUUGCCCCCAUACAGCUCCCAUACGUUCCCAUCCAAAUCUGUAAAGCCUCCACCUAAGCCAGGAUCCAACACUAUGCCUGGUGCAGAAAGUGCUAGAAACCUGUGUUCAAGUGGGUCACUACCACCACGUGUACAUCUAGGCAACAACAGCAGGUCUCCUUCAAGGGGUGCAGCUGACAUUAGACCUCCAUUGCCAAUUCCUACCAGACAGACUGUUCACCAAACAAACCUGGACAAAAAUGAGGACUCACUAAAUAAUGAGUGGUACGUUGCUUAUGUCAGCCGGACAGAAGCAGAAGCAGCUCUUCGAAAAAUAAACAAGGAUGGAACAUUCUUGGUAAGAGAUAGCUCAAGAAAAACUAUUACUCAUCCGUAUGUACUGAUGGUGCUCUACAGAGAGAAAGUAUACAACAUCCAGAUUCGUUACCAGGAGCAAGAUCACGUAUAUUUGUUAGGAACUGGUUUAAAAGGAAAAGAGGAUUUCACUUCUGUGGCAGAUAUCAUUGAUCACUUCCAAAGAACACCUCUUCUUCUGAUUGAUGGAAAAGACAGAGGUUCAAGAAACCAAUGCAUAUUAAAAUAUGCUGCAGGAUAUAUUUAAAUGAGACCUGAGUGAAGUUCACAUAUAGUAUCAAAGCCUACUGAAGUUUGUAAACUUCACGAUAUUUCUUUUUCAGCAAACUAAAAUAACGAAGUCAUUAAAAAUCUUUUGAAUUUUAAGUAGAAGGGCAAUGUUAAUUUUAAAUUAUGACUUGCAAUGCAGUGCUCUGUAAAUCUGAUUUUCCUACAAUGUGCUUGUUACUGUCUACGAAUAAUACAGCACAUGAUUUGAUUUUUUUCUUCUAACAUAUGUGUGUCUUUAAAUGAUUUCCACACCAAAUUAGAAAAUUCAUGACAUGAGUACCAAUACAUGUUUUCACUUUCAUAAGAUAAAAUAAAAGGUAAGCUAUCUUUCAGAUCAGAACUGCAGCAGCAAUUAUAUUAUUGAUUGACAAAAACCUUGACAAAAUUGAGUAGUAGACACUAAAAACCCAAUUUAUUUCCCACCCCCCACCGCCCAAACCACUUCCCCAAAAAAUCUAACUAUGGCCAGUUCUAUGAAAAGACUGAGACUCUGACCUGGAUCUUGAAGACACACGAGUUUCAGUGACACCAAAAAAACCACUGACCCUGGAUAUGCAGCUGCUCGUCAAGAUCUGUAUUUGUGUCAUGAAACUGUCUUCACAAUUUUUUUUAAAAAUAAAAUAUCUACAGAUGCCAUAUUCUCUCUGCCAUACCACAGAUGAUUCACUGAUGGCCCACAAAGAGGAAUUAUGUAUCUCCUAGGAUCCUCUAACCUUAUUCAAAAACAAGCUUUACUUCUCUCUAACUCUGUCUUUCUGGCUCUAAAUCAAGCAGCUGCAUUUUUAAAGAAACCCAUCAACAAGAUUAUCAUCGCAUGAUCCUUAAUUGGCAGAACACACCCAAAUCUCUUAGAAAGCAGACAGACACAACCAGGUUAAACCUAGUUCCUCUUCUACAACUGCUUUCUGGUUUUACUGUAUUUUUUCAAGACAAACAACAUUUUCGAUUCUAAAAUAUAAGCUGUAACUGAGGACCACUGAAACGGAUUAUGUCAAUGGUUUUCCCCUCUCCUUUGUUAAGUGGGAUUGAUCCAGUUCUUAGCCUUGGUUUUCUGGUAACUUUGUUUUUUGACAAGACUUUGUUUGAUAAUUAUUUUAGACUUUGCCACACUUUUUCUCCAUUAAAGUCUUUUGUGUAUAUUUCACUGGAAACAUUUGAACCAAAAUUCAACGCAGGAAAAGAUCUUCCAUAUAAUCUUUAGAGCUUCUCAGAGGAGAUAAUCAGAUUUCAUAAACAGUUUUACUUUAAACAUAUAUGGUUUGUGAACACUAUCUUCCUUUCUAAUAUAUUUAAGUGGGAGCUGGAAUCCAAAUUUAGCAAACUUCAUUUCCAAACAAAUAUAAGUAAAAAAACCAGAUUGAAAAUAGAAGGUUGAAAAUCAUUCAGGUGACAAAACCUGUUCAUAGCCCAAUAUUUUUUAAAAGAUCAUUACUAAUCUUGUGAAAGAAAAGUCAGUUAUAAUGUUUGUUUUUAAACAAUGCUAAAACUAAAAGCAAUAUUACCCAUAUCACAACUGGUUAUGUAAUUCUCUUCCAUUGCACUGCCUUGAAAACACCAAAAACCCAUAAAAAUACCUCCUGUGGAAUUGUGUUUUAUUUAUUUUAAAUCACCUCAUUAGUGAAAGACAAGGAAAAUAUAAUACAUCAUAACAAAUUAUAGGACUGCUUUUUUUCAGCAAAGUAAAUCUUGAUUUUAUUAUUCCCAUAAAUACAUUUUGCUUAUGAAUAAAAACACACGCCAACAUUCAAACAUGCCUA
This is a messenger RNA of Cuculus canorus (common cuckoo), 3628 nucleotides long. RefSeq names its product lymphocyte cytosolic protein 2 (gene LCP2). The transcript has 21 exons. Bases 247 to 1848 code for a protein of 533 amino acids. Gene Ontology annotation, molecular function: protein binding. Gene Ontology annotation, biological process: cell surface receptor protein tyrosine kinase signaling pathway; intracellular signal transduction. The record is from RefSeq and is a predicted model, not a curated record. Lineage: Eukaryota; Metazoa; Chordata; Aves; Cuculiformes; Cuculidae.